AUGCAGUUCACCAACAUCCUUCUUCCUCUGCUGUUCGCUCUCUCUGGUGCCAAUGCCCAGCAAUCCUCAGAUGUCACCUCGGUUAUGACCUACUACACCACCUUCACCGUCAGCCGCGUUGUCGAGACCACCACUUGCACCUCGACCACUACUCCUUCUGCUGAGCCCACCGUCGAGUCCGCUGUCAUCGAGACUUCCAUCGUCUCUACCUCUGAGGCUCCCGUCCCCACCAGCUCGCCCUCGACUUCCUUCACCACUGAGCUCCUCACCCAGACUGUUCAGAUUGCCGCAGCCAGCUCUGCCGCCGCUUCCUCCAUGGUUACUGUCUACCCUAUUGCCGCUAGCGCCUCUGCCUCCAUGGCUCACGGCUCUACCAACGGCACCGGUGUUGCUGUCUCUUCUCCUACUUUGACUCCCUACACUGGCGCUGCCUCUGGCCUAACCGUCCAAUUCGGCGCUGCUGCUGUCAUUGCCGCCGUUGCUGGUGUAGCUCAAUUGCUUUAA
Molecule: messenger RNA, 504 nt
Organism: Aureobasidium namibiae CBS 147.97
Lineage: Eukaryota; Fungi; Ascomycota; Dothideomycetes; Dothideales; Saccotheciaceae
Exons: 1
Coding region: 1-504 (167 amino acids)
Source: RefSeq, a predicted model, not a curated record